Molecule: messenger RNA, 2574 nt
Organism: Puma concolor (puma)
Lineage: Eukaryota; Metazoa; Chordata; Mammalia; Carnivora; Felidae
Source: RefSeq, a predicted model, not a curated record
GGCGGGGACGCGGCUCGCGGCGGCACCAUGAACUCGCUGUAACGCACAGGCUGCGCGGCGCGGGGGGAGGGGGGAGGAGGAGGCCGCCGCGGCGAAGUUCUCCGCCAUGAACCUGAGGGGCCUCUUCCAGGACUUCAACCCGAGUAAAUUCCUCAUCUAUGCCUGUCUCCUGCUGUUCUCUGUGCUGCUGGCCCUUCGUCUGGAUGGCAUCAUUCAGUGGAGUUACUGGGCUGUUUUUGCUCCAAUAUGGCUGUGGAAGUUGAUGGUCAUUGUUGGAGCCUCAGUUGGAACUGGAGUCUGGGCACGAAAUCCCCAAUAUCGAGCAGAAGGAGAAACAUGUGUGGAGUUUAAAGCCAUGCUAAUUGCAGUGGGCAUCCACUUGCUCCUGUUGAUGUUCGAAGUUCUGGUCUGUGACAGGAUUGAAAGAGGGAGCCAUUUUUGGCUUCUGGUCUUCAUGCCUCUGUUCUUUGUUUCCCCGGUGUCUGUGGCAGCUUGUGUUUGGGGCUUUCGACACGACCGGUCCCUGGAGCUAGAAAUACUGUGUUCUGUCAACAUCCUGCAGUUUAUAUUCAUUGCCUUAAGACUGGACAAGAUCAUCCACUGGCCCUGGCUUGUCGUGUGUGUUCCCCUGUGGAUUCUUAUGUCCUUUCUGUGCCUGGUGGUCCUCUAUUACAUCGUGUGGUCUGUUUUGUUCCUGCGUUCCAUGGAUGUGAUUGCAGAACAGCGAAGGACACACAUAACAAUGGCACUGAGCUGGAUGACCAUUGUCGUGCCUCUCCUUACUUUUGAGAUCCUGUUGGUUCACAAACUGGAUGGCCACAACGCAUUCUCUUGUAUCCCAAUAUUUGUCCCCCUUUGGCUCUCCUUGAUCACUCUGAUGGCAACCACAUUUGGACAGAAGGGAGGAAACCACUGGUGGUUUGGUAUUCGCAAGGAUUUCUGUCAGUUUCUGCUUGAAAUCUUCCCAUUUUUGAGAGAAUAUGGAAACAUUUCCUACGACCUCCAUCAUGAAGAUACUGAGGAAACCGAAGAAACCCCAGUUCCAGAACCUCCUAAAAUUGCUCCAAUGUUUCGGAAGAAGACCAGGGUCGUUAUCACCCAGAGCCCUGGGAAGUAUGUCCUCCCACCUCCCAAACUGAAUAUUGAAAUGCCAGAUUAGACACCACUUCCUUGGACAGAAUGCAAGCGGACCACCGGGACGCACGCACGCUGUCUCCUACCCUCCUCUGCCUCUUUGUUGACCCCACCCAGAACUGGAGCCGAGGCCAGGGCUCCGGGAACUUCCAUCUCAUGCCUUGUUUGCACUCAAUGCCUACCAGUGACUCACCCUGACGGGACACACACAUGGCAGGUGACUGGCACCCGCAGUGCGGGCUGGGCUAGGGCGCGUGUCAGUGGACGUGGGCGUGAAGGAGGGAGCGUGUGUGAGAAGGGGAAAGCCAUCACCUCUGGGCAGGCGCCUCAGGAGCUGACUUGGAUCUGUUAGGGAUGGCUGCUUAGGCCAGAAAAGGAGCUGGUUUUCAAAGUGCUAAAAUUCCUAUUGAAAGUGUUCUUUGAAAAUGGUUUUUUAGACCAGGCCGGCCACACCAUGUAGCUUAGAUUCUCCUGUCGCAGCGUAGUCAGUAGGAACUGUAAAUACGCCUCUGUGGCACCACGAGUGUACCUACACUGUCAUUACUGUUUGUGUUCCUGCUGUGGAAGUCGUUUCUCUUUGGGCAAUGCUGACAGCAGUUUUUAAUGGCCCCAUCGGUGAGCCCUUUCCAAUGGAGUGACUCCGUGCCUGUAUAGUAUUUAUACAAAUAUUUUAGCAUUGUAAUAUACCGUGUUAAAUCCUAGUUCUGUACAGUAUAUUCUGUUAAAGUAUUUUUUUACGAGCUUGUAUGGGAGACGUGUGUUCUGUUGCAGAAGCAGAAGCUGCUGGCGCACCUGUCCUGCCCAGGGGGUGUCACCCCUUAACGGGCCAUCGUCAUCACCCCCCUUGAAAUCCUCCACACACACAGUGGCUGCUACUGCCAGAACAGCCACAAUAAGCAAGAAAUGGUUUGUGCUUUUCCUACAUUCUGGGAAUAUGUGCGUGAGCUGAAACUAGAGAAACUGGAAGGAGUUGCUGAAACUGGAAACAGCCACUGGAAUCACGUGUUUGUUAGGGUCUGAGGCCCUUUGUCGGGCCCCCAACAAAAGUCCUUCUGGCCGGCCAGCCCCGUGCUUUCAACUAGGAGUACACUUGCUCCAAGAGCUGCUGGUAGAGCCCUGGGCGAAGCAGAAGAAAGCAGAUCCUCCAGGAUAAGAGCCUUUGGCCUGAGAACAAGUAGCCGUUUGUGAAAAGAGGGAAAAGGCGCACUGGCAUUGUCACGCAGGAGAGGGAAGGGUUUAACGGGGGCAGCUGCUGACGUCUCUCCGUCAGGCUCAGCCGACGUCCAGCACACGAGACCGCCUGGAAGCGGCGCCCAGCAAGCCUGUUGUCUCUGGGGGGGAGGGGGAACGUUGGGAAUGGCAUAGCCUUUCUUGCUUGCUGUGUAACAAAUGUAGCUCAAUCCACUAUUUUUGCUCCCUGCAGUUGUUCAAUAAACUGGU